AUGUCCGAAGUCGACGUCCUCAUCGUUGGGGCAGGUCCUACAGGCCUAACGUUAGCCAUUGAGUUAGCCGCGAGAAACGUCAGUUUCCGGAUCGUGGAAUCGAGGGUGGAGGUAUCGGAUAAAUCAAGAGCGCUCGUGGUGCAGCCUCGGACACAGGAGUUACUCUAUCGCUAUGGAGACGUCCAGGAACUCAUUUCACGGGCACGGCAACCGACCGGCAUAGCGACGUGGAUCAACCAGAAACCCGUCCUUGACAUCACCUUCGGCAGCUCCGAUGGAAUUGCGCGCGAGUACGGAACAGACUUUCCUCGCCCCUUGUUGGCGUCACAAGCUGAGACGGAGCGCUUCUUGAGCAAACGCCUGGAGGAGGUUUCCGAGGUCUUCCCUGAACGUGGAAUUACGGCACAAUCAAUUACCCAGGAUGAGACCGGAGUUUCGGUGGCACUCAAGAAGGGAUCGCAAGUCGGACGUCUCCGUUGCAAAUAUGUCGUCGGCGCAGACGGAUCAAACAGCACCGUUCGGGAAGCUGGCAAAAGGUUUCAGUUCAAGGGCGCAGAGUAUCCGCAGGAGUUCCUCCUAUGCGACUGUCGCGUCAAGUGGAAGCAACCUCAAGCAGGCAAAGCGAUGUUCAUGCUGGGUCAGGGCUCACUUAUUGUCAUCCCGCUUGAUGACGAUGUUAUUCGUCUCGCCGGGAGCAGCUGGCUGGGAAAGACGGAGAGAGACCCGACACUCCAGGACUUCCAAGACCAGCUCAACAAGAUGGCACCAGGCCAAGGAGAGCUCUUCGAUCCGAUAUGGCUCAGCAAAUUUCACUUGUCCAACCGUGGCGUCAACAGUUAUCGGGAUGGACGUCUGUUCUUGGCAGGUGAUUCAGCUCACGUUCAUAGCCCCGCUGGCGGCCAGGGCAUGAAUACUGGCAUACAGGAUUCGAUCAACCUAGGCUGGAAACUAGCGGAAGUCCUGAAAUGCAGAAGGAACCCCGAAUUUCUCGAUACGUAUAACAACGAGAGGACCGACCGCAUAUUUACGGUCAUGACAUCGCAGAACUUUGUUGCCACCUUCCUUCGCAACUACCUCGGGCCGAUUAAGAUGGCUUACAGAUUCUCAUCCCAACUCCACAUCCGCUAUAGAAAGAGCGACAUUGUGGCUACUGGCAGCGGCUUCACCGGUCCAGUGCGCGGAGGGGAUAGAGCGCCAAACGGUACCUUGAUAGGCCCGGACGGGCAGGUGAAGCUGCAUGAUAUCUUUCGUUCUUUGGACUAA
Colletotrichum lupini is the source of this 1263-nucleotide messenger RNA. RefSeq names its product FAD binding domain-containing protein. The record is from RefSeq and is a predicted model, not a curated record. Gene Ontology annotation, molecular function: FAD binding. The coding region runs from base 1 to 1263 and encodes 420 amino acids. The transcript is spliced from 3 exons. NCBI's taxonomy places the organism in Eukaryota, Fungi, Ascomycota, Sordariomycetes, Glomerellales, Glomerellaceae.